This is a messenger RNA of Gongylonema pulchrum, 225 nucleotides long. Lineage: Eukaryota; Metazoa; Nematoda; Chromadorea; Rhabditida; Gongylonematidae. The record is from the annotation of a GenBank genome assembly.
AUGGAUGAUUUCGAUGCACAGUAUGAGGCUGAUUUUGUCAAUAUCACAGAAAAAGAAAAAAAGCGGAAACGGUCCAAGAAAACAGAUUUGGAGAACAAAAGUAUCGAGGAGAAGAAGGAAGAAAAAAGAAGGAAAAAGGAAAGUAUAAAAAAUGAGAAGAAAAAACGAGCGGUAAUUCUUUUGUUUGUUUUUCGAUUACGGAUUCUCAUUGCGUAUAUUUGUUGA